AUGGCAUCCUCACAGGGCAGCAAGGAGUGGGAGAACAGCCUCAUGGACUGUUCACCCUCCAGCUCUUGUCUACUAGCAACGUUCCUGCCUUGCAUACUCUUCGGACGGACGUCUCAUCGCAUGAGGGAUCCUAGCACCGUCCCUGAAAACCUGAACGGCGAUUGCAUGUUAUUUUGUGGUAUUCAAAGCUUGACUGCGAGCGGCUGGAUUUUCAACACGAUGAAACGGGGCGAGAUCCGAGAACAGUUUGGAAUUGAGGGAAGCGGCUGUGGCGACUGUUGCACAUCGUUCUGGUGUCCAUGCUGCGCCCUGAUUCAACAAGACAACGAGGUCAAGGGCCGUCAGGCCCGAGAGAGCAUCAACACGCAAGGGUACCAGGCUGUCACCCAGUCCAUGCAAGUUCCGCCACCAAAUUAUAACACGAAGGAUUAG
This is a messenger RNA of Diaporthe amygdali, 432 nucleotides long. RefSeq names its product Protein PLANT CADMIUM RESISTANCE 3. Lineage: Eukaryota; Fungi; Ascomycota; Sordariomycetes; Diaporthales; Diaporthaceae. The record is from RefSeq and is a predicted model, not a curated record. The transcript has 3 exons. The coding region runs from base 1 to 432 and encodes 143 amino acids.